AUGGGUGACGCUGCAUUGCUGGACGAAUCUAAACAACUAAUCUAUGAGAACAAUCGUCUCCGGAGCCGCCUCCAUGACAUAGAGGAAGUUCUUCAGCAAAACGACCAAAACUACAACGAACUAGACAACAAGCACAAAGUGGCCCUCGAGGAAAAUAGGCAACUGGAGAAGAAACUCGACCAAGAGAGGAAGGAACACUUGUUUUCACUCGAAUCAGCAAAUCAACUACGGGAUGAUGAGAAGCAAAAAUUCGAACGCGAAUUAGCGAAGCUCCGCCAAGAAAACGAGCAGAUAAAGGCGGCCACAGUCGAAGUGUCAUUUGAGGAAAACUCACCAAACACCAAUAUGGGGGCAUCAUUUGUAACCGAAGAUGAACAGUCGGGCCGUUCAUACGCCGAAUACCUGGAGCUGCAAACUGUGAACCUUACCAACGACCACAGCCACCUCGAGCAGACGGUCCGAAGUUUGCAGGAACAACUGGUGGAGACCUGUCAAGAAAAUACCAAGCUAAAAGCCGAGUGCGAAGAGGUGUUGCGGCUUCGCGAUGAGAGUACAACGACCCUCUUACCAAAGACAGGUGACGACAACUCGAGCCUGACCGUCGUCGCUGCGCCCAUCGGCGGGACUUACGUCGGCGGCAUGUUCGGAGUGGCCGUCGGUAUGCUACUCGUGUUCGCCUUCCUGCUCUACUGCUUGUGCCUCCGCCCGGUCCGGUUCGUCAUCGACGCCGUUCAUUUGAACAGCCUCUACAACAAACACCAACUGAUC
Mesorhabditis spiculigera is the source of this 768-nucleotide messenger RNA. NCBI's taxonomy places the organism in Eukaryota, Metazoa, Nematoda, Chromadorea, Rhabditida, Rhabditidae. The record is from the annotation of a GenBank genome assembly.